GGAACGUUGUAACGUUGAAGCCGCAACACCAGAAAUUCCAAGUUGCAGCUAAGAUGCUACUUUGGUGAACUGGCCAAAGUUUCUCAGUUGUGGUUCCAUUCGGAGAGAACAGUUGUUCUAUUUAGUUUCUUGUAUUAGUUUUUCCAUUCUACACUCUAAUCUGCCUCUUGUACCAGCAGCUGCCCCCUAUUUCCUUCCGUUCCAGCUUGAGCAACUCGCCUUCGAUUUGUGACUACCAUGGCAUAGGCACCUUAUUCCGACGAGAUCACCCCUUUUCGCAAACCUGCUAUACACGCGUGUUCAGGAACGAUCAAGAUGCCGCGUUCCCGACCUGCCACAACGGGCUACGAGCGCCUCGCUCAGGCCGACCAGUUCAGCGAUGACUCGGACUACGACGAUCCCCUCGCCGCAAGCUAUGCCUCGUUGCAGCCGCAGGCCGCGCCGCGAUAUGAGCCCAUCAACCAGCCUCGUCCGCAUUCCGGCAUGGCGACGCCGAAAGCGCUAGGCCGUCGCGAGUCGUACUCGGCAGGUCGUCCCCGUCGACGCACCCGCCGGAACUCGGGUGUCGACCUGAAGGCCAUCAAUGCCCGCCUUGAACGCUGGGCCGACGAGAUUGCCUCGAAAUUCAAGCGCAGCCGCAACAAGAAGAAGGGCGAGGUGGAGCGCCUAGAGAUCCACCACUCCGUCUUCCAGCCCCCCGAGGGCGUUCGGCCCGUGACGGCCGAAAUGCUGGCCGUGCCUGAGCCUGGCUAUACGACCAAAGCCGAAUUCGACGCGAUUGUGGACAGCGUCAGGUCCGCCAUCCAGCAAGGUGUGCAUCCGCGCAUGAUCUCACAGGGGAGCUCUGGCAGCUAUUUUGCGAGAAAUCCCGACGGCAGGGUCGUCGGCGUCUUUAAGCCCAAGGAUGAGGAGCCAUAUGCAGCGGGGAAUCCGAAGUGGAACAAGUGGAUUCAUAGGAACUUGUUCCCCUGCUGCUUCGGCAGGGCUUGCCUAAUCCCCAAUCUUUCCUAUGUCAGUGAAGCCGCAGCAUAUGUUCUUGACACCCAGCUCCGCACGCACCUAGUUCCGUACACAGAUGUCGUGUAUCUUUCGUCAAAGUCUUUCCAUUACCCUUUCUGGGACCGUUACAACUUUUCGAGGAAAAAGAAGCCGCUACCUGCGAAGCCUGGCAGCUUCCAGGUCUUCCUCAAGGGCUUCAAAGAUGCCAACGUCUUUCUGCGGGAACACCCUUGGCCAGAUCAAUAUUUAUCGGGAUAUCGCACUUCGGAUACCCACAGGACACGGAACCGGCGCUGGGCAGACAGCUGUCGUCCUUCAACCGCCCGGCCGGACGAUGGGAACAGCGAUGACGGCCACGAAAGCCUGCAUUCGGCCACUCCAGGGCCCGAUAAUUUUGUAUGGACACCUUCCCUGAAGCAGUCGUUCAGGGAAGAACUCGAGAAGCUCGUCAUUUUGGAUUACAUUAUGCGGAAUACUGAUAGAGGGCUUGAUAACUGGAUGAUCAAGGUGGACUGGGAGGCCCAGGAGGUCUCGGUAGCGUCGGAGCCGGUGCGGCUCAACAUGGACACGUCGGAUCCGGAACAAGGGCCGAGGCCUGUAGACCUAUCCCAAAGGAGUCCACCUAAAACCCGAGCUUCGUACCCGUAUCGGGUGGAACGCCCAAUGGACGUGUCUACGCCCGCGUCAAGCACGCCGGACCCGAAGAUCACAAUAGGGGCCAUUGACAACUCGUUGUCGUGGCCCUGGAAACACCCUGAUGCUUGGAGAAGCUUCCCCUUCGGAUGGCUCUUCCUGCCCGUCGAUCUCAUCGGCCGGCCCUUUUCACAAAAAACGCGCGAUCACUUUCUCCCCUUACUUACCUCUACUCAUUGGUGGAGUCAAACGCAGCUCGCUCUGCGCAGGGUGUUCCAGCUCGAUCCCGACUUCCAGGAGCGCAUGUUUGCCCGCCAGAUCGCUGUCAUGAAGGGUCAGGCAUGGAACGUAGUCGAGACGCUCAAAACACCCGACCAUGGCCCGCUCGAGCUCACACGCCGUGCUAAAGUAUGCGUGUGGGACGAUUUGGUUGACGUGCCUGUCGCCGUCCCUAUGAGGGUUGCAAGCGCCGAGAUGCGUCGCCGUGCCACCGCCGAGUCGGACUCUGCCGUAGCCGGCGGCGCCAUGAAUCACUACAGCAAGGAUAAAGACAAGUCCUCGAGCGAUAGCAUACCGGAAGCUGAAGAGGAAAUGGACAUUGGAGCCGCCAACACCACCACGACGUCACCAGCCAGCGCCCCAGCCACGGCUGGCGUUAUCGCCCCCAGCGCAGCGCCAGGUGCUGCAGUCGACCUCCUGGGCCUCGCCAGCCCCCCGGCAGACUUACCCCACCCAGGCCGCUUCGAACUAGCCCUGGCUGACGAACUUUCCUCCCCGAGCCCGCUCAACAGCGGCAACCCCAACGGCUCCUCCUUGAAACCUGACACCGCGGGCAAACAUGCCCGCCCGCACCUCAGCCGCGCUUCCCAAAGCCACCGCACCCUGAACAUGUACUCCCCCGACCGCGGCGGCGACCGCCCAGCAGUGGACCACCAGAGGCGCUUCUCGUUUGCCACGGCCGCAUCGAGGAGGGAGAGCAACUCCAUUGCUGCACAGCUCUACGGGAGGAGUAGUUAUGAGUAUGGGGGCGGUGGCCGGGGUGGUGGAUAUGCCGAGUGGGAGGGGAACGAGGGAGCGGAUGACGAUGACGAAUUGGAGGGCGGUGAUCUGGGGUAUGCGGCGGCUAGCGGGAUGGAGGGGAAUCUGAGAAAGGUGAUUGUGGAGAGGCUUGAGCCGGUCAAGAGUCGGAAUCCCGUUUUUACUUGUUGUUGAUGUUGAUGUACCGUUGACGGCGUUGCUUCAGUAUAUGUAUGUCUUUUCAUCUAUCUUGAAUAUGUACAAGUAUUGUCGUGGUUGGCGGUUGGGGGACCAAGGAGAGAGGUUCAUUUGCAUGGGUGUGCCUGGCCUGCUAGAUACAUACAUAGAGGUCCGAGCGGAUGUGGGAAGGGUACGAGGCCGGCGUUGUUAUUGUCCCUCUAUAAGUCGUUGUUUUAUGCAUCACUGUUCUCUCAUGUUGACCCAUCUCCAUCUCUGUCGUAACAGAGAUACACCUUGGCUCAUCCCCUAUUCCAUGAGAGGUUUAGUAGGUGUGUAGAAUGGAC
Messenger RNA from Canariomyces notabilis, 3173 nucleotides. RefSeq lists its product as uncharacterized. Gene Ontology annotation, cellular component: fungal-type vacuole membrane; endosome; trans-Golgi network. Bases 316 to 2844 code for a protein of 842 amino acids. NCBI's taxonomy places the organism in Eukaryota, Fungi, Ascomycota, Sordariomycetes, Sordariales, Chaetomiaceae. Gene Ontology annotation, molecular function: 1-phosphatidylinositol 4-kinase activity. Gene Ontology annotation, biological process: phosphatidylinositol phosphate biosynthetic process; Golgi organization; endosome organization. The transcript has 3 exons. The record is from RefSeq and is a predicted model, not a curated record.